Messenger RNA from Anisakis simplex (herring worm), 120 nucleotides. Lineage: Eukaryota; Metazoa; Nematoda; Chromadorea; Rhabditida; Anisakidae. The record is from the annotation of a GenBank genome assembly.
AUGUCGGGCCUUUUGCGAUCGUUGAGUAAACGAUUCACGCGUCUCACCAAAGGACGAUCGAAUGGACAGGCUAGAUCAAGUGCUUAUCAACAGGUAAAUUGUCCACCAUUUCACCAAUAA